ACUGCCAGAGAGGGCCUGCCAGCCAGAAGAUCGACAGCAGGCGCACGUGCUGCACGUAAACAUUCGCCACCGGCACUCAUCUUCAUGUCACCUGGAAAUUUACCAUGCCAAAAUCCUUUUUAUUGACAAAUCGGAGGUUUUUAAUUGAAAAGAAGAAGUUCAAAGAAUCCCCUUCAGGGAAACCGAGUAGAAAUGAAAAGACAACACAUGACGACGGCUAUGAAGCUGGGCAGUUGCAAAACUGGGAUGACAAACCGUCCCAAACAACACCGCAACAGUGUCCAGAGUUUGUAGAUUACCGUCAGAUCUUUUACAUCGAACACGACGAAAGACAUCCUCCGACCAAAGACUUUUCGAAUGAAACUGAUACUGAUGAUAAUGACACACCAAAAGAUUUGUCAACAAAAAGAAGAACAUCACCAUUCAUACCAACACGGGCAAACGAAGCAAGUUUGCCAAAACUCAAUGAGGGACACAAUGUCCCUCAACAAAUUUCGACUGCGCACACGAUUCAUGCCCCAUCUUACAUGAUUGGACAACGACCAUCAUAUUCCUACUUUCAAUAUCCCGAUGAAAGUAGUGGACAAAGAGACUACACAACUGAAGCUGUACCCGAUUAUAAACGAACGGCACAGACCCCGUCAAUGCCAUCAGAGCACCGACCGGAAGUAGAACUGUCGCCGUAUAACAGGUACUCGGACUUCAGUGCUGAACUUCGACCUGAAUUCUCACCCAUUAACCGUUGUCAUGCGGAAUGCUCUGACCAUUUUUCGCUUUUGUACGAUCUAAUAAGGAACACUAAUGGUCUUUUAGAGCACAGGGAACAAAUAGAAGCCCCUUUAAAUGCAAAAAGGGCACUCAAUUUCGACAAUCCGACUUAUUCGCCGGUUAUAGAACCAAUAUCACCAAGAUCAACUUCAGGAAACGAGCACGACGCCUUUAACAACUAUCCAUGUGAAGAAUGUGGAAAGAGGUAUAGCACCUCAAGCAACCUGGCCCGACACCGACAAACUCACAGAUCUUCAAGCGAUAAGAAAGCCCGGAAAUGCCCUCAUUGCGAAAAGGUGUACGUGUCAAUGCCUGCUUUUAGCAUGCACGUCCGUACACACAGCCAGGGCUGUGAAUGUCCGUACUGUGGCAAGAGAUUUAGCCGACCUUGGUUACUACAGGGUCAUAUCAGAACCCAUACAGGUGAGAAACCAUUUGAUUGCCCAAAAUGCGGAAAAUGUUUUGCCGACAAGUCCAACCUUAGGGCGCAUGUGCAGACUCACUCGACAGAGAAACCAUACGUAUGCGGAAGGUGCGGUAAGGCGUUUGCUCUAAAGAGCUACCUCUACAAGCAUGAGGAGUCCUCAUGCAUGCGCGGACAACGCAAUAGGGCUAAACUUGAGAAACCAGGAACGCGUGCGCACAAACACCGGAACAGACAAAACUCGAUUCACGACUCAUCACCAAGUACCCCAGAAAGCUUGGCUUAACGGACAAUGGCAUGGUAAAUUUUCCAAUCAUCUCGACCAAGUUCAUACUUGUAAUUCUUUACAUCCUUUUCACUACAUAAAUCUCAUUAAAAUCCUGGACUGGACCAUUCCAAAGUACGAAUACAUCGUAUUGGUGCAUCUUAACAUAUUCUUUCGAAUUCAAUAUCUUUUUUCAAAGAGAAGCAGCAUUCCGUGGCAAACCGUUCUACUGCCAGAUUUCCGUUGUCAAAUCGCACAAUCAUUUAUCACCUAAAUAUACAUUUUAGCGGAUCUUCGAUAGCUUUUUAUUCCAUUAAUUGUGAUUUCACACCUGUUUACACUAUAUACGAAAAGAAAAUACCGCAACCACGAGCAGCCAUUUUUUUUAGACUGAAACAACGAUUUCUAGUUUUAAAAAAAAAUCUGCGUAAAACGGCGUCAAACUGUAAGAUUGAUUGAACGUACUCUUCAACACUGAACAAUUCUUUAGAAAUCGAACACAAAAUAGACCACAUACAAUAACUUUUUUUUUACUGUAACCUCGUUUUAGUCGUGACCUUUGGUUUAUGGUUGUCAUGGACACUGCAGCAAUACAUCAUCUAUCAUGUGUAUUCUCACAUGGUUUUCAUUAAGUCGAACUUCACGACAAUUUCAUCUUUAGUUGUUGUCCGUCCGAAAUUGACGAUAAAGCUAUAUCUCUAUGAAAGCCAGAAGGCGAAGUCAAAGAAUAGAACCAAUCGGGAUCUGAUAAAGAUUCCGAAAUGUGGAAAGCAUUAACGAUAUGAUGUCCCAUCUAUGGCCUUUUUGAUAAGAAUACUGAACCAAUCGAACCAUCGAAUGACACGAAUCUUAAUUUUAUAUACGUAUCAAGAUUCAGUCAGAUAUCGCAAAAGUGCUAAAAACUACAACUUUUUUUCAUUUUCUGUACAUAAGUUCUUUAAGAGCGUGAGUGUUUUUUCACCAGUUUUAGUGCUUUUUUUCAUGUGUGAGUUAUGUGUGAUUAUUUAUUUUAAUUUAUUCAUUCUGGAGUGUUGUGCGUUUUCAUAUUUAUUACUUAUUUAUAGAAAUUUUGUUUAAAUUUUUCCAUGAUGGUCAUUUACAUAAUUUAUUUAUAAUACUGUAUACAUGAUGAUAUCGGUUUUUAAAUACAAAAUCGACAUCGGGCUUUAUUUGAUUUUUGUUGAGACGUUUUACAUUUGUAAUGAUUGUAGAUUUUUUUAAAAUUAUCUUUUUUAAUUCACAAAAAGUGAUUACAUGUCAGAUGUUGAAUUACCUUAUUUCCAUUCUUUUUCUCUCUAUUUUUAUACAUUUUUCCUUAAUUGUAUUUGUGUUCUUUUGAAAUUUGUGUGGUGCGAAAGCUUAUGCCAUUUUUGACAGAUUUUAUCAAAGGCUUUAACUGUUGCAAGCGAGAUCUAGAAGUUAUAAUGGUAUGGAAUCAUACAAAAGUUUUCAAAGUUUUUCAAAUAGUUUAUAUCUUUAAUGGCAUUAACUUAACCAAAGCUAUGGUUAUAAUAAGAAUGCAGAAAAAAAAUGUGUUGUCCCAUUUGCUAUGAGAAUAAAUUCAGGAACUUUC
Messenger RNA from Magallana angulata, 3030 nucleotides. RefSeq names its product zinc finger protein 782-like. Gene Ontology annotation, biological process: regulation of DNA-templated transcription. The coding region runs from base 105 to 1478 and encodes 457 amino acids. The transcript has 3 exons. Gene Ontology annotation, molecular function: RNA polymerase II cis-regulatory region sequence-specific DNA binding; DNA-binding transcription factor activity, RNA polymerase II-specific. The record is from RefSeq and is a predicted model, not a curated record. Lineage: Eukaryota; Metazoa; Mollusca; Bivalvia; Ostreida; Ostreidae.